This is a messenger RNA of Exserohilum turcica Et28A, 1649 nucleotides long. RefSeq lists its product as uncharacterized. The coding region runs from base 22 to 1536 and encodes 504 amino acids. Lineage: Eukaryota; Fungi; Ascomycota; Dothideomycetes; Pleosporales; Pleosporaceae. The transcript has 2 exons. Gene Ontology annotation, molecular function: oxidoreductase activity, acting on NAD(P)H, heme protein as acceptor. The record is from RefSeq and is a predicted model, not a curated record. Gene Ontology annotation, biological process: heme A biosynthetic process. Gene Ontology annotation, cellular component: mitochondrial inner membrane.
GUCUUGUCCCCCGCCAACGCCAUGGCUUCCAUCUUCCGCGCGCUCCCCCAGCUGCGCGCCGCCGCGCCCCGUCUCUCACGCCGCCUCUUUCCGUGCCGCACAUGCCGCAAUGCGCCUAUUGCUACUGCUGCGUUCCCCGCAUCCGCACGCUCAUCCCGGCCGUCAUCCGCCGUGAACCCAGCACGAUGGAAAUCAACUCAGCCUCUCCGCAGUAGCGCCACCAUCGAGGCGUCGCGAGCAGCCACGGGCGGAGCGGCCGGCGCUGCAACUGCCACAGCAGCCACAUCGAGCAGCUUCCCCAAGACGUCGUCCAAGAGCGUUGCAUACUGGCUGCUGGGCAGUGCCGCCAGCGUCUUUGGCAUCGUCGUGUUUGGCGGGCUGACGCGCCUCACCGAGUCAGGACUGAGUAUCACCGAAUGGCGCCCCGUCACCGGCUCGCUGUGGCCCAUGAGCGAGGGCGAGUGGGCGAGCGAGUUCAACAAGUACAAGGCGUCGCCCGAGUUCGCCCAGCUCAACUCCAACAUGGACCUUGCAGACUUUAAGCAAAUCUACUUUAUGGAAUGGGCCCAUCGCCUCUGGGGUCGCGUCAUUGGCGUCAACAUGCUCGUCCCGACUGCCUACUUCAUCGCCCGCCGCAAAGUGUCUCCCUCAAUGGCAUGGAAGCUGGUUGGCAUCUGUGGUAUGAUUGGUUUCCAGGGUGCCAUCGGCUGGUGGAUGGUCAAGAGUGGGCUCAAGGACGAUCUCUUCGAGCCGGGCAGCCAUCCUCGCGUCUCCCAAUACCGCUUGACUGCACACCUGGGGACCGCCUUUGCCGUCUACUGCUCAAUGCUGCUCACUGGCCUGUCCAUUCUCAAGGAACACCGCAUGCUCGCAGACCCUGCAAAGGCUGCCGAAACUAUCAAAGCGCUGCAGCACCCCGCUCUUCGCGUCUUUAGGGGUUCUGUCGUGGGCCUUACUCUGCUUGUCUUCAUCACAGCCAUGUCCGGCGCCCUGGUUGCGGGGCUCGAUGCGGGCCUGAUCUACAACGAGUUUCCUUGGAUGGGAAUGGGUCUCGCCCCACCUGGGAAGGAGCUUUUUGAUCCCUUCUACAGCCACGUGCCAGACCAAUCCGACCUGUGGUGGCGCAACAUGCUCGAGAACCCUUCUCUCGUUCAGCUUGACCACCGCAUCCUUGCCACCACCACCUUUACUGCCAUCAUGAGCCUUUUGGCCUACACCCGCUUUUCCAAGCGUGUGCGAACCACAUUACCCAAAGAAGCCCACAAGGGCGUUCAGGGCAUGGUCCAUUUGGUUGCUCUGCAGGUCACGCUGGGUAUUAGUACUCUCAUCUACAUGGUCCCCACAUGGCUGGCUUCUGCCCAUCAGGCUGGAGCGCUGGCCCUAUUGACCGGCUCCGUCGUUCUUUUCAGCAGAAUAACCCUGCCGCGACGUGCCAUUCUCCGCCAGCUCGUGAAGCCUCAGGCUCCUAGGACGUCGACCGUGCCACACAUCUCUUCCCGCCUUGAAACUGCCAAGGUUGCGGAUAAGGCAUCAUAAGCCCCUGUUCAUCUCCACCGUAUAACUCCCUUGUAUAAUAGCCAUGUACACGAAACAUAGAUCACGUUGUACGAUAUGUAGGUUGCAGCAGAGCGUCGCAUUCUCACUCUUCU